Molecule: messenger RNA, 1645 nt
Organism: Manihot esculenta (cassava)
Lineage: Eukaryota; Viridiplantae; Streptophyta; Magnoliopsida; Malpighiales; Euphorbiaceae
Product: nuclear transcription factor Y subunit A-9
Exons: 5
Coding region: 208-768 (186 amino acids)
Biological process (GO): regulation of transcription by RNA polymerase II
Cellular component (GO): CCAAT-binding factor complex
Molecular function (GO): DNA-binding transcription factor activity, RNA polymerase II-specific; RNA polymerase II cis-regulatory region sequence-specific DNA binding
Source: RefSeq, a predicted model, not a curated record
UUAAAAUAGUGGCGUCACUACGUUUUUUCUUUUUAAAUUCCCUCUGAUCUCACAAGCCUCUUCAUCCUCAUGCUCUCAGUAAUUGACAUCCAAAACUUCACCAAUUAGCCAAGAAUUUCAAAGCCUCUCUCUUCUCUACUGUGAAACUAGUUCAGCAAGCAGCAGAUCUGGAAAUUGUAGAGUUUAUUUUUACAUGAACUAAGAAGCAUGCAAAUGAAAUUGGAUAACACUAGCCAUCCACAAUUAGAUCCCACUAAUUGUAUGGCUUCGUCUAAAGCUUGGUGGCAUGGUGUUAGGAGCAAUGUUGUUUUAUCAGACAUGUUAGAGGAAAGUACGAAAAAUUUGUUGACAUCAAAUUACAUGGAUGAUGGUUGUGGGGGAAAAUCUGGCAAAUCACGAGCAGCUAAUCAUCAAUUUGGCGAGGGAACUGAUGCUUAUAAAGAAAUGCAGUUCACUGCAUUGCCACAAUCAGAUGGAAAAUAUGGUGAAGAACAUCAACAACAACAUCUACAACAUUCUGUAUCCUUCAUGCCUCCACCGAUGGUGGAGUAUCUUGUACCACCUACUCAACUGGAACAUGUUGGCCCUUCACUUGUCCAUUCUUGUUAUCUUGGAGCCUACCCCACUAGAAUGGUGUUGCCCCUUGAAAUGACAGAAGAACCUGUGUAUGUAAAUGCCAAGCAGUAUCAUGGUAUUCUAAGGCGAAGACAAUCGCGUGCUAAAGCUGAGCUGGAAAAGAAACUGAUUAAAGUUAGAAAGUUAGGUUAGCCAUUGUCAUGGCUGGAUGAGUGUAGAUUCAUCACCUCUCCCCUUUCAGCACUGUCCUUUGGUCUAUGUAACCAAUUUUUAGUGGAAAAACUCCAUGCUUCAGUUAAAGAAGCCAUCUAAGAUAACAGUAACACUUGUUAACUUUACCAGGCAAGAGGCCCUUUCUUGUAAUGUAUGUUCUAUUAGAAACAUGAUGAAAGAAUUCAAGAAGCUCUUGAAAUGCUUUAUUGGUAACUAGUUGAAGCUAAAAUGUGUUAAGAAUGGGAAUGGAUUUAUUUCAUCUAUUAUUCAUAAUGUCAUUUCUCUCCUAGAGAAGGAGCUUGUCUUAAAGCCCAAAGGUGGGAUAUACAACUUGCAAAUAAUUAAUAAACUCCCAUGUGAUUUCAAAUUUAGGACAGCCGUGCCGACGGACUAAUAUUUUUAUACCAAGUUGUUAUAAUCUAGAGUCAUGGAUCGCAUCACGAAAUGAUUGAUGAGGAAGGAGUACAGUUUUUAAUACCUUAGACUCGUUAAUUAAGAGAGAGUCUUAAAUCUUAAUGUUUUUAUGAUUAAUCUACUUGUUUUAUGGAAUAAAAAUAAACUCCUUAAAGAUGGAAGUUCAUACAACCAUAGUACUUCUAAUUAGAGUAGAAAUUUAAUGCAAAUAAUUAUUAGAUAAGAAACUACCAAGAUAAGAAAAUAGAAAUCUAAUAACAAAUUAUUAAGAUAAGAUAAUAGAGAUAAGAAGUUAUUAGAUAAACACAAUCUAUUCAUUGCAGAUAAAAUAUAAGCUUAGUUGAUACUCUAUUUAAGAAUGGAUUUGGUCUAUCAAUUACCCAUAAUAUGUUUCAAAGGAGUGCCUUUAUCUACAUAUCAGUAAUGUAUAUGCAUGAUCGAG